AAACGAAUUUGAUUAAAUUUAAACUUACCAAUUAUUACACUUUGGAUCCAUCUUCUCCAAGUUUCGAAGCAGAGAAGAAAAUGUUUAUUGAUGCUAGAUUUACUUUUGAAUUUUCUAAAGAAUUAAACAAAUAUAAAUUUAAAGCACCUGAUGAUUUUUAUAAAGAUUUCACAAAAGAAAUAACUGAAUAA
Messenger RNA from Scutellospora calospora, 191 nucleotides. The record is from the annotation of a GenBank genome assembly. Lineage: Eukaryota; Fungi; Glomeromycota; Glomeromycetes; Diversisporales; Gigasporaceae.